UUGAUGGAUCCAUUCUUAGUCUUGGGAUUCGGUUUGCUCUGUCUCUUUCUCCUUUCACUAUGGAGACAGAGCUCUGGAAGAAACAAACUCCCUCCUGGACCUAAUCCUCUCCCAAUUAUUGGAAAUAUCCUACAGAUAAAUUUUAAGGACAUAAGCACAUCCUUAACCAAUUUGUCAAAAGUCUAUGGCCCGGUAUUCACUGUGUAUUUGGGAAUGAAGCCCACUGUGGUGCUGCAUGGAUAUGAGGCUGUAAAGGAAGCAUUGGUUGACUAUGGUGAGGAGUUUUCCGGAAGAGGCAAAUUAAUAAUGCCUGAAAAAAUUAGCAAAGGCCUUGGAAUCUUUUCCAGCAAUGGAAAGUAUUGGAAAGAGACAAGACGGUUCUCCCUCAUGACUCUGAGGAAUUUUGGGAUGGGGAAGAGGAGCAUUGAGGACCGUAUUCAAGAGGAAGCACGCUGCCUUGUGGAGGAGUUGAGAAAAACCAAUGGUUCACCCUGUGAUCCCACCUUUAUCCUGGGCUGUGCUCCCUGCAAUGUAAUCUGUUCCAUUAUCUUCCAUAAUCGCUUUGACUAUAAAGAUCAGAAUCUUCUUGUCCUUAUGAAAAGAUUCAAUGAAAACGUCAAGAUAUUGGGCUCCCCAUGGAUGCAGAUAUGCAGAUUCUUUCCUGCUCUCAUUGAUUACUUCCCAGGAAGUCAUAAUAGAGUGCUUAAAAAUGUUUCUGAAAUUAGAAAUGAUAUUUUGGAGAAAGUAAAAGAACACCAAGCAUCAUUGGAUAUUAACAAUCCUCGGGACUUUAUUGAUUGUUUCUUGAUAAAAAUGGAGGAGGAAAAACACAAUCAAGAGUCGCUGUUUACUGUGGAAAGUUUGUUAGUCACUGUCUCUGAUUUGUUUGCGGCUGGAACAGAGACCACAAGCACAACACUGAGAUAUGCUCUCCUGCUCUUGAUAACGCAUCCAGAUGUCUUAGCUAAACUGCAGGAAGAGAUUGACCAUGUGAUUGGCAGACACCGGGUCCCCUGCAUGCAGGACAGAAGCAACAUGCCCUACAUGGAUGCUGUGUUACAUGAAACCCAGAGAUAUAUUGACCUUGUCCCUGCUGGUGUGCCCCGUUCUGCAACCUGUGAUAUUAAAUUCAGAAAUUACCACAUUCCAAAGGGAACAACAAUAUUACCAUUACUCUCAUCUGUACUAAAAGACAACAAAGAAUUCCCCAACCCAGAGAAGUUUGAUCCUGGACACUUUCUAAAUGAGAGUGGAAACUUUAAGAAAAGUGACUACUUCAUACCUUUCUCAUCAGGAAAACGGAUUUGUGUGGGAGAAGGACUGGCCCGCAUGGAAAUGUUUUUAUUCCUGACCACAAUUUUACAGCACUUUAACCUGAAAUCUGCAGUUGACCCAAAAGAUGUUUAUACCACCCCUGUUACCAAAGGAUUCAUUUCAUUGCCACCCAAAUAUCAGAUGUGCUUCAUUCCUGUCUGA
Messenger RNA from Castor canadensis (American beaver), 1476 nucleotides. RefSeq names its product cytochrome P450 2C19-like. Gene Ontology annotation, molecular function: iron ion binding; oxidoreductase activity, acting on paired donors, with incorporation or reduction of molecular oxygen, reduced flavin or flavoprotein as one donor, and incorporation of one atom of oxygen; heme binding. NCBI's taxonomy places the organism in Eukaryota, Metazoa, Chordata, Mammalia, Rodentia, Castoridae. The record is from RefSeq and is a predicted model, not a curated record. Gene Ontology annotation, cellular component: intracellular membrane-bounded organelle; cytoplasm. Gene Ontology annotation, biological process: xenobiotic metabolic process.